Molecule: messenger RNA, 2588 nt
Organism: Lethenteron reissneri (Far Eastern brook lamprey)
Lineage: Eukaryota; Metazoa; Chordata; Hyperoartia; Petromyzontiformes; Petromyzontidae
Product: mucin-2-like
Source: RefSeq, a predicted model, not a curated record
AAUAUGUUUAGUGCACCUAUGAAAUGUUGAAACAAUGGAAAACAAGUGUUUAUAAAGAACCAUUCUUUUUUGUCACUGCAGCUUGUUCAAUACCAAUGGAAAAUCCUGAGAUUUCAUAUUCAUCAGGAGAUGUUCCUGGACCAGGCAAACCAUGGUCUCCAAAUAGUGAUGACAACUCCCCAUUCAUAGAAGUAAAAAUACCUCCAGGAAGUACAUUUGUCGGCGUAAUAACCGAGGGUAAUCCAGAGCAACCUCAGUGGGUUUCAAAAUAUGAAAUUUCAUACACCACCGAUGGAGUUCACUGGGUGGUAAUUGACAAGGUAUUUGAAGGCAAUCAUGACAGCACCACGGAACAAACCAACUACGUGGUACCUUCAAUCCCAGAUGUUAUAGCCAUACGCAUCAUACCCGUAGAAUGGAUUGAUCAUGGAGAUAAGCAUACAGAUGAAUCAUAUGAAAAAAUAAGCAUAAUUGUAACAGUUCUGCUAGAUUGCAAAGCUUCAUCAACAACUGAAACAACAACAACGCCCACUCCCACCCCUACAGUGCCAACAACAAGCAUUCAAACCACAACACCUUGUUCAAUACCAAUGGAAAAUCCUGAGAUUUCAUAUUCAUCAGGAGAUGUUCCUGGACCAGGCAAACCAUGGUCUCCAAAUAGUGAUGACAACUCCCCAUUCAUAGAAGUAAAAAUACCUCCAGGAAGUACAUUUGUCGGCGUAAUAACCGAGGGUAAUCCAGAGCAACCUCAGUGGGUUUCAAAAUAUGAAAUUUCAUACACCACCGAUGGAGUGCACUGGGUGGUAAUUGACAAGGUAUUUGAAGGCAAUCAUGACAGCACCACGGAACAAACCAACUACGUGGUACCUUCAAUCCCAGAUGUUAUAGCCAUACGCAUCAUACCCGUAGAAUGGAUUGAUCAUGGAGAUAAGCAUACAGAUGAAUCAUAUGAAAAAAUAAGCAUAAUUGUAACAGUUCUGCUAGAUUGCAAAGCGUCAUCAACAACUGAAACAACAACAACGCCCACUCCCACCCCUACAGUGCCAACAACAAGCAUUCAAACCACAACACCUUGUUCAAUACCAAUGGAAAAUCCUGAGAUUUCAUAUUCAUCAGGAGAUGUUCCUGGACCAGGCAAACCAUGGUCUCCAAAUAGUGAUGACAACUCCCCAUUCAUAGAAGUAAAAAUACCUCCAGGAAGUACAUUUGUCGGCGUAAUAACCGAGGGUAAUCCAGAGCAACCUCAGUGGGUUUCAAAAUAUGAAAUUUCAUACACCACCGAUGGAGUUCACUGGGUGGUAAUUGACAAGGUAUUUGAAGGCAAUCAUGACAGCACCACGGAACAAACCAACUACGUGGUACCUUCAAUCCCAGAUGUUAUAGCCAUACGCAUCAUACCCGUAGAAUGGAUUGAUCAUGGAGAUAAGCAUACAGAUGAAUCAUAUGAAAAAAUAAGCAUAAUUGUAACAGUUCUGCUAGAUUGCAAAGCUUCAUCAACAACCGAAACAACAACAACGCCCACUCCCACCCCUACAGUGCCAACAACAAGCAUUCAAACCACAACACCUUGUUCAAUACCAAUGGAAAAUCCUGAGAUUUCAUAUUCAUCAGGAGAUGUUCCUGGACCAGGCAAACCAUGGUCUCCAAGUAGCGAUGACAACUCCCCAUUCAUAGAAGUAAAAAUACCUCCAGGAAGUACAUUUGUCGGCGUAAUAACCGAGGGUAAUCCAGAGCAACCUCAGUGGGUUUCAAAAUAUAAUAUUUCUUACACCACCGAUGGAGUUCACUGGGUGGUAAUUGACAAGGUAUUUGAAGGCAAUCAUGACAGCACCACGGAACACACCAACUACGUGGUACCUUCAAUCCCAGAUGCUGUUGCCAUACGCAUCAUACCAGUAGAAUGGAUUGAUCAUGGAGUUACGUAUACAAAUGAAUCAUAUGAAAAAAUAAGCAUAAUUGUAACAGUUCUGCUAGAUUGCAAAGCUUCAUCAACAACUGAAACAACAACACCGACCACAACAAGCAUUCAAACCACAACACCUUGCUAUUACAUAAUGCCUAUCCCAAAGAUAAAAUACUCUUCCUCAAGUGAUGAGCAAACAUCAGCAAAUUCAGCAAGUUCUGAGGUGGACUCUCAUGAAUCCUGGACCCCAAACAAACAUGACAGCAACCCAUACUUACAAUUCGAGUUCACUCCAGGGAAUACAGUUAUUGGUAUACAAAUCAAGGGCAAGGAAGAAAAGAACGAGUGGGUUACAAAAUUCACAAUUUCCUACAGUGUUGAUGGAAUUGUAUGGAUUCCGCUAAACAAGAUAUUUGAUGGCAACUCUAAGGAACACAAGGAAACCAUAAUCUUUUUCGACCAAUCUAUCCCCUCCAAUGCUGCUUAUGUCCGUGUUUAUCCUAUUGAAUAUCAUGGGCACAUCAGCUUACUUGCUCAACUUCUACAAGACUGUCAGCACAAGACAACAACUGAAGCACCAACAACGCCCACUCCCACCCCUACAGUGAAAACAACAACAACCACAACACCAACAACAACACCGACAACAACAAGCAUUCAAACCACAACACGUAAGGCCAUAUAA